ACAAAAGGAAGUCGUGAAUGUCAAGUCUUUAGAGGUUGAAGAUUUCAUAUAUCUAUUGAAUAACAAAUAAAUCAUGUUCAUAUCUAAAACGUUCUUCUUACUGCUUUCCCUUCUUGUGUAUGCCGUUCAGGCAGUUCACUUUGACAUUCCAGCCAAGUUGAAACCCGAGAGCUUUUGUCUACGUGAAUAUGCUGGAGAAAAAACAUCAAUGAUUGUUUUCGUGAAAACAAGCGGUAACCGUGGUGAUGGUCAAACGCUCAGCAUGGAAAUCAAAGACUCUCAUGGCACUGUUCAUUCAAGUGUGCAAAGUGUCAUCGAUGAACAGCGUAUUGCCUCGGAGGUUUCUGGACCUACUGUGAUUGAUAUUUGUUUCAAAAAUACUUUGACACCAGGUGCUAUGGAAUCUGAACACAAAAAGCGUUCCGUCAAGUUAGACUUCAACAUCGGAGCCGAUGCUGAAGAUUACUCUGCUUUACAAAAAGCGUAUAACUUGGAACCUGUAGAAGCUGAUCUUCAACGUGCUAAGGCAUUUAUUAAUGAGAUUAAAGACAAAAUGUACUACUUACAAAACCGCGAAAUUAGAUUCCGCAAUACCAAUGAAAGUACAAAUGAGCGUGUUAAAAAUUUUGCUUACCUUACCUUUAUUACCUUGAUCGUAUUGGUUACUUGGCAAAUUAUUUACUUACGUUCUUUCUUCCAGCGAAAGCACCUUAUCCCUUAAAGAGCUUGCAUACAAACCGUGCAUGCAGACCUUGAUAUAGCCAUGCCGUGGUGAACCAUCUGAAAGCUUUACUUAUGCUUCUUUAUUAUUUUAUUUCAAUGCCGCCUAGAGAUGGAUUGAUUUGUCAUGAAACUGUGCAAUAACAGGGACUCAACUAUACAACGAUCUUUUAUCUUAAUACAUGCUCCAGUGAACCUGAUAAAAAAGCCGAAUGCGCUAUAAAGUAUGUAAUAAUACUAUUCAUUAAUUAAGAUUAAAAUAAUUUAAAAAAAAAAACAAAAAGGAACAAAUAGAAAUAGAAUCUUUCUAGUAGCGAAGCGAAAGAUUCAUUUGCUUCAACGACAAUAAGACUUCAAAGCAAAACAAAAUUACACCUAUAG
Schizosaccharomyces octosporus yFS286 is the source of this 1101-nucleotide messenger RNA. Its product is annotated as COPII-coated vesicle component Erv25. The record is from RefSeq and is a predicted model, not a curated record. Gene Ontology annotation, cellular component: endoplasmic reticulum-Golgi intermediate compartment; endoplasmic reticulum; COPII-coated ER to Golgi transport vesicle. The transcript has 2 exons. NCBI's taxonomy places the organism in Eukaryota, Fungi, Ascomycota, Schizosaccharomycetes, Schizosaccharomycetales, Schizosaccharomycetaceae. Gene Ontology annotation, biological process: Golgi organization; endoplasmic reticulum to Golgi vesicle-mediated transport; intracellular protein transport. Bases 74 to 721 code for a protein of 215 amino acids.